AUGUCUGAGGCAAAGUUAAUAAAGAUAUAUGGCAAGUACCUUUCCACAACUGAAGACCUGCAGUCCGAUAAGUCUACCGCUAGGCAGGCCGGUGCAAAGGAACUUCGCGAUAGGAUUCUCAAGUCCGACUUUAUAUACAGCAUCCCAGAGAAGGGAUACAAUAAAAUGCUCGAAAAUUUAUUUAAAGCCGCCAUAGCUGAAAAGGCUGCGGCCUCCCGACAAGCCAAAGACACGACUCGCAGGGUGAAUAUUGCCAAAGUUGAAGACUACACCGAGACGAUCAGGAUGGUGGUCGAGAAAUGCAGCAAUCGGUUGAAUUAUAAAGCUGUCAAGGCUUUAGUAGCGCAUUGUACCCAGAUGCUGCUAGCGAUCCAUGAGGACCAGUACAAUUCUGUCGUUGAGGAAUAUAUUCGAGUCUUGAGUUCGCUUUUCGUGAACCGCUCUCACGCCGAACAUCUGCUUAAAGACGAUUGGGUCGAACUAGUUCUACUUUGCUGCCAGUAUCUUGAAGUCCGCAUAGAGAAAGAGCGCAGCUAUGUACCGAAACCUGGUACUUCGAAAGACCGAAACGAGGGGUUUGGUAACAUUGGUACUAGUAUUUUGAACCUUCUCCAGACGGUAACUUCGACGCCACAGGCCUUCAUUGUUGAAGGAGAUCAUUUGCCCCAACUGGUAGACAUCGUUUUGAUUGUCUAUGAGCUUCGUCCCACUGAGAUCAAUGCUCUUCUGACUCUCAAUUCGGUACUCGAGGCUUUGACAGCUAACCACCUGGAGUAUACCGCAAAAAUCGUGAGACGAACGACGGCAUAUUUUGCUGGAAAUUGGGAGAACACAAAAUCAUUUGCGAUGAAAGAGCACCUCGUGGUCCAUCUGAUUCUCGGACUUCCUCACAUACACUCCUUGCUAAAAUCUCCCUCGGAGAGCGUGCUCCGCGGAAAUCUUACAGCAGUCCUAGGGAAGAUAGCCACGGGGCAUACGAGCGGUCCCAGAAAGAAUCUGUUGGGGAUCAAUGAAAUUGCAUUUGAAUGCUUGCUACCCUCGAACCCUAUUCAAAACGGUCCAUUGCGGACUUCCACAUUCGCACUUCGCCCCGGGGCUUCGGGAGUUCAAAAUGAACAUGGCUGGAUGAUUCCACAGCUAAUGGCGUCUAUCAUUUACAUCCUCCAGCAGGAUUUUGAAGAAAAUACCCAAGCCAUGGACAUCGAUAAUAUCGGCGGCGUUGGCAUAAAACGACUGAGGCUUGGUUCCAAGUUGGACGAUACACUUCGUGAACUUAAAGACCCACAGGAGGCUUCUAGAAUUCUGGCGAUGCAAGUCCUUAGCUUCUAUUUCGAUAAAUGGAUUCCUGAUCUUGCAACAGCAGAAAGAGGGCUUGAGACAAUUGCACGGUUGUGCUCAAAUGAAGACACUGGAUGCGCAUCAUGGGCAAUGCUCGUCUUGGCAGUUGUUUAUUCAAAUCCGAAUUCUAAAGAACUCGUGAAGUCAUUGAAUAACCUGGAAUUGUGGAAAACUGCAAUGGGGAAUAUAACUUCUCCUUCGGCAUGCCGCUCGGCCUGCCACUUGCUUCGGAUCAUGCUAUCGGAGAAUAUUUUGGCGUUCACGGAAGUUAGAGAUUCUAUUGAUGACCUUGUAUCAAAAGUCGAGGCACAUGGUCCUGCCCUUGUCGCCGACUCCACUAUUGCAUUUUGGCAUGAAAUAGUUAGACGCCGAAGAGAGAAUCCCGCAAUUUCGAAAGUUCAUCUCGAAACAAGACUCUUUCAAUGGUUCCUGAUGAAAUGGCGACCGGGAACCAUGUGGGGAGAAACUGAAAACAAGGCAUCUGUCCCAGAAAUUAGCUCCAUUGUGUCGCUUUGCUGUGGGCAAGAGUACUAUCCCUACACUAUAUACCCCGAUGCUGUAAGCGGGACCAUUGGGCAAACCAUAGAAAGGAGCUCUGCCUCUCUAAACCCUCUCUCUUUCCUACUUCUCAGAAACGUGGGCUCGGAAGACGCUCCAAAGUCGCAGGGCCCCUCAACUAACAAAUACUGGACCAAGCCAGCCGUCACGAAGAGGUCUACGGAAGCUGAGACUCAAAUGAUUGAAUUCUCAAGUCAACAACUCGAUGAAUUUUACGAGAAAUGGCCUAUAUCGCAAGACAAAGAGAAUACAAAAAACAUUAGUCGGAGUGGUGCAGAGGGAGUGACUGAUUUCCUCGCCGUCAUCUCGAUUUUCGGCUCCUUCCUUAACCAACCUGAGACGAAGACCACCGAAACAUUCUUUAAAAAGCUAACAAGGGUUAGAUCAACUUUUGAAGACUAUUUUAGUUGGAAGAGAAUUGAUGUCGAUGUUAUCAGUGGUAUUAUGUCGAGGGUGAAUAAAUUCUUACCACGGAUUGCCAGUCACACGAAGGGGUUGGAAAACCAUCGAUGGAAACUAGCUGAGGACAAUGCCCUGACUCAAUUUCUCUCGACGCUCGAUGUUGUCAUAUCAUCAAAACUACAACUGGCUAGGCUAGGGUUAGGAGACGAUGAAGACAGUGACGGGAUGGACCUCGACGAUAUCCUUGGAGAUGGUACCACUGCAGAGGAGCAAGCCUUUAACGACAUGCCUAGGGAGCUCUACGAGGCGAUUGGUUCCAUAAAUACUUCAAAGAUGACAAUAUAUGAGGCCCUCCGCUUCCAUGCGUCAGUAUCCCAGGAGCGAGACUCUAACAAAGCAUAUACGGAAUUUGCACUAUUCCUAGCAAAGCUGUCUCCGGUCCAACUAAUAUUAUCAAGACCCAUAAUAGACGAGUUCUUAGGUCUAGAAUUGAACCUCUCAAGGAGCGAGCUUGGUGUUUUGGUUGAGUCAAUCGGCAGCAAGUUGCUCUCUGUUUACGACUAUGAAAGAUGCGAAGUUGGAACAAUGAUUUGCAUCGGCAUACUAACCAAUCUCACAAAGCUAUGGGCACCCCAGAAAAAUGACGACGCAUUGUAUAACAACUGCGGCUCGAUAUAUAACUGGCUCAUUUUGGCUGCAUUAGAUAAGAGAGCCUUGUCGUACAAGAUACGUAUGGCCAUUGCAAAGUUACUGAAAGAUAUGCUCUCUGUGAAUAUGGAGUACGGACAGACGCAGGGGUCAAAAUCUUUGAAAACAAACUUCCUCAGGCUGCUACAAGAUGAGGAUAUGCGGGUGCGAUAUUUGAUGGCCGACUACCUGCCAACUUUGUUUUCUCUCUACUCCAUCGAGCUCCAUGCUCGUGUCUACGAUGAUGUGACGAAGUAUCUCGAAGCGGAUAUCGACAAUCUAGAAGGGCUUGCUAUGAGAGUACACAGCUUGUCGAAGUUAAUAUCGGCUUCAUUUCAUGUUAUGAAAAAUGCUGUUUUCCAUAUCUUUGAAACUGCAUGGAAGGUUCCACACUCCAAACCAUAUGCAACCCGUGCGAUAUCGAGCGUGGCGAAAACUAUCAAGAACGGCGACCCUAAAGAAGUAUUCGGGCUCUUUAAAUCACAUCUCAUUCACCUCUUCUUACAAGAGGACGCAAAGCUUAAUGACGAGUUUCCAUUCUCGAUAUUCGGAUACGCCACUCUCGCAGAACUCUAUGCGGAUGCAGAGGAGGAGCUUGUUGCCCAACUUCUUAUGUUCAGCCGAGACGACGAUGCGAACGAGGUUUCGGAAACCCUCCAGGUUCCCUACGAAUCUUUGAUCCGAAAUAGUUUCCACAAAAUCAUAGCAUACAGCACGGCAUGGGCGUCGAGUUCUGGAAAAGAUAACAACCAGAGAUCUGGCAAAGGCACUGCGGAUGGAAGAAUUCGAAAGCGUCUUGGAGACGGACCUUAUAGUGAGCUCGUGAGCGAGAAACUAGCAUUGAUCCUUUCUACAUUCUUUGAAAUUUACACCGAGGAUGAUGACGCCGAAAAGUCGACGCAAACAAGUCAAGAGGAUGGUGGAAAUCGAGAGCAUCAUCUCGCCCGGAACGGUGCCUUAGGUGCCGCUUGGGACGUUAUGAAAUCUAUCCUUCUGAUCAAUCACUCGACUACAAAACUUGGCCAGGUUACCAAACCGGCUUUCAAACCGAGGGUUAUCGUUACGUCAGUUAACUACAUCUGCAGCAAGGUCAACCUUGGAAACAUUGGUACAAUGUGGGAUGCUCCUCUUUAUACAUUCAUCGUGAGGCGACAGCUAGAGAUGAUUCGAGAGUCACUAGGAAGUAUGCAGAGUUGCGUCGUUAUCCGCACUAUUCGAUUCAUCAUCUCACUUGCAGGGAGAGUAGCAGUCGAAGGCUACCCACUGGAACUCGCUAUCCAUGGCCUUAUACCAUAUCUCACCGACCCUGUAUGCACUAGAGAUACGAUCGGUAUCCUUCAAUACUUGUUCACGUCCGGCCAAGACCACCUUAUUAAGGUUCCAAAUUUCGUAUUGUCUUCCAGCCUUACGAUUCUGGCUUCUAUGAACUCCUUCAUUGACACCGAAGUAUCUACACCAGCGAAACAAGCACAGAUGUUGGAUUGUAGGGAUGGUGCAGUCGCAUUUAGGAGAUGGCUCGCUGAAUACUUACAGACUUAUAAAUCAUCGACUAUCAAUGAGAACCAACAAUCCACUUUCCAGUCCAUCUCGAGCGCGAUUAUCGAUAGCCAGAACCCUGGGUCGGAUAAUAUCCUUCUCAGAAGCCUGCUGCGAGACGAAAAUAGCAAUUCCGAGAAGCUGUUGAAUGAGGUGACAAAACGAACGGCCUAUGCUAUCCUUGGAGCUAAUUUCCAUAGAUCCCUUUUCACUGCCCAAAAGUGGGUCCAAAGUGACAAGGAGGCUCUCAACAUUGGCAGGAUCCUUUUUCGAAUCUGUCGCAGCUUUCCAACAAGUGAUGAAUUUCUCCUUUGGUCAGCUCGAGUUUUCGGACGCUCGUUUGCAGCUAGUGGGAUAGUUCUUGACGAAUGGACGCAGGAGAGUAGGGUCAAAGACCUGUUAAUUAAGGAUUCUCAGGUUCUACCCGAAGGGACUGCGUCUAAGAUCUCUUUACUGAGGCUCGUCGAGACCUAUCUAACUAGCGCAGCGAAAGACGAAGUUGGAGUAGCGGAGUCGACUAUUCGCAACAUAGUUUUCCGAGAUGCAUCUUCGGGGAACGGCAAGGAAAGCAUUGUCGAAAAAUACGUUUCUGGUCAAGUUAUCACCGCCAUGCGAUGGAUGGCAAUGCAGCCGCCCUUGUACUCACUUCCAGACGGACCGGCGAGGUUACCGGAAUCAUUGAGGGUUUCGAAGCGAACUGAUUUGCCGGAACUAAAGACAUGGGUUAAACAAGUUGCUAUCUGGUUAUCUAGCAAUAUCCAGGACGAUAGCAUAUCUGCCAACUUACGACCACUAUUAUCGGCUGUAGACGACUUUUCAGAGAAAGCCUUACCUUACCUACUUCAUAUCGUGCUUCUAGAACAAAUAUUAAGCGAUCAGAAGCAGGUGAGAACACAGAUUUCGACCUUAUUUGAUGACUGCUUUUCGAACUGCUCGCCAGAUGUGAUUCCUUAUACCUCGAUCUUGCUAGAAGGAGUACUAUACUUGCGAACUCAAAGGGUGCCCGACGAAGCUACACCGUCUGAACGAGACGAUUGGAUCGAGCUGAACUAUCGAGAUGUCGCCCGAGCAGCGGCAACCUGCAAUCUCUUCAAAAUCGCUUUGAUGUUCGUCGAACUUCAUGUUUCUCGUACAGGAAAGCCUUUUGAAGACACUGAUCUUCUCCUCAAGAUCUAUCAAAAUACCGGAGAACCCGACUCAUACUACGGCGUUCAAAAAACCCAAACUUUGAAAUCAGUUAUGCAAAGAUUUGCAUUCGAGAAUGACGGAUGGAAGAGUUUGUCUUUCCAAGGCGCACGGUUGGAGAACCAUAUGUUGCAUCUGCCUCCAGGAAAUCCGAUUUUUGACGCAGAGACUGGUGUCGGGACCGUAAACGCUUUAAGCGCAAUCGGUUUGAAUGCUCUAUCUUUCAGCACCCUACAAUCUCAAGGCGAAGCUGGGGGGGCUGGAGCAGGCGGGCAUGAGGAUAACACUUUCCAAACAGCUUGGAAACUUGAACAAUGGGAUCUUCCAUGUCCUGAUAGUUACACUUCCAACUCCAGUGGGAUUUACAAAGCCUUGCAAUCUAUAAAUAUCAAAACGGAGAUGAAGGCUGUUGCAACAUACCUGAACGAGCCAUACCUCGCAUGUUUACAGCAAGUUCUAUCCCCAGAAAGGACAAGCUUAGGGCUUUCAGCUAGCAUGCGGACAUUGGCAAUGCUAUGGGAAAUUGAAGAGGUUCUAAGUGCCGAAGAUGGUACCUCCUUACGCAGAAUAUAUGACAAUUUGUACUCUCGUGAUAAAUGGAUGGAAACUGGAAGCUUCCACGAUGUUGAUGACAUAUACUCUGCCCGAAUGGCAAUCUGCCGCUCCAUGGUCAAACGGGCCCACCUCAGAGCCAACGCGCGGGUCGAAAUUCAAUCCGCUCGACUCCUUGAAGCUAAGACGCUGAUCAAGAUGUGCCAAAUCUCACGCAGUCAUAGUAUCCUGCAAAAGUCAUUGACCACCUCGGUUUCUCUAAGUGAGAUGAUUGGACCAUGUAGAGACAUUGGAGUUGAAAUUGAGGCCGCGGCGACAUUAGAAGCUGCUAGCGUCUUAUGGGAUCAAGGGGAGACAUUACCAGCUAUAGGCAUGCUGCAGCCCUUACUUGAGAUGUCAAGCCAGGAUAGCAAUUACCUCAAGCAAGCUAUCCCAAUCGGUCGUCCAGAACUUCUCGCAAAGACGGCCACAUGGACUGCCGAGGCCCGUCUCAGAAAACCGGACUUUGUCAUGGAAGAAUACUUUGUGAGAGCCGUCAGUGAACUUGAAAAGGGUCUCGUAACUCCUGCAGAUGGUACAGUUUAUCACCAAUUCGCCAUGUUCUGCAACUCCCAAUUACAAGACCAAGGAAACCUUGAAGACUUCCAACGAGCCGAAAAACUCAUGAAACAAAAAGAGGAGGAAUACUUAGAGCUUGAACGUUUAGUCCGUUCCACUUCAGGUCCAAAACAAGAUAGUCUUCGCAAUUACCGUCAAAAAGCGAAAGUCCUUCUCACAAUCGACAGGGAAGAGUACGAACGCUUAUAUAACAAUCGUCAACUCUUCCUCGAAAAGAGUUUGGAACAUUACUUAAAAUGUCUAAUAACCUGCGACGACUACGACAGCGAUGCCACUCGCUUCUGUUCCCUCUGGCUCGAGCACUCUUCGAACGAAGGCGCAAAUGAAGCAGUAAACGCUGCCCCUCUGGCGAAAGUAGCAUCCAGAAAAUUCAUCCCAAUGAUGAACCAACUUUCUUCCCGUCUACUCAACGAUGAAGAUUCAUUCCAAACGCACCUCUUCCAACUCAUAUUCCGUAUCUGUAGGGAUCACCCGUAUCACGGCAUGUACCAAAUCCUUGCCUUGGACCGACAAGCAAUCCGAAGAGACAACAAAGAUCCCUCCGCCGUAGGCCGUCAAGCAUCAGCAAAACGUCUACUCCGCAUGCUCGCCGAAGAUGGGGCCUCAAGCAUCCUAACCCACAAUAUAAGCCUAGCCACGCAGCACUUCAUGAAUCUCGCACAAGAAAAGGUAGAAAAGAAAACCAGCAGUGUAUCAUUCAGAAGACUUUUCCCACGACACUGGAAACUCUUCGACCAAGACAUUCCUAAAUGCAAAAUAGCACCUCCAACGAUGCGUGUGGAAAUUCGUGCCGACUGUUCUUAUACAAAAACAGCAUUUAUGAAAAUGUUCGAACCGGAUAUUGGUAUCGCAUCAGGUAUCAGCAUGCCCAAAAUCUUGGCCUGUAGAGCAUCAAACGGUCAACGUUACAAACUCCUCGUCAAGGGUGGAAACGAUGACCUUCGUCAAGACGCAAUCAUGGAACAGGUCUUUGAACAAGUCAGCGAGUUACUCCAAAAGAGUAGAAUCACCCGCCAAAGAAACCUUGGUAUCAGAACUUAUAAAGUCGUCCCAUUAUCUACCACAAGUGGUAUUAUAGAAUUCGUCCUCCACACGGUUCCACUCCACGAAUACCUCCUUCCAACCCAUGAACGCUAUAGGCCGAAGGAUUGGCGAGCCGGACAAUGUAGGAAUGAAAUUCAAAAAGCACAAGAUAAAUCACGUGAAGUCAGGGUCAAAGUCUUCGAACAAGUAAUGAAGUACUUCCAACCCGUCAUGCGAUUCUUCUUCUUCCACAAGUUCGUGGGGCCGGAUGAAUGGUUCAGCAAACGUCUUGCAUACACAAGAAGUACAGCUGCAAUAUCAAUCUUGGGCCAUAUCCUAGGCCUAGGGGAUCGUCACGGUCAUAAUAUCUUGUUAGACGAGCGAAGCGGAGAAGUAGUACACAUCGAUUUGGGCGUGGCAUUCGAACAAGGCCGCGUACUACCCGUCCCAGAAGUCGUCCCCUUCCGAUUAACAAGAGACAUAGUAGACGGCAUGGGUGUCACCAAAACCGAGGGUGUCUUCCAACGUUGUUGUGAAUUCACAUUAUCAGUCUUACGUGAUGAAGCAUACAGCGUCAUGACAAUCCUAGACGUCCUUCGUUAUGAUCCACUGUACUCGUGGACAAUUUCUCCGAUCAGAGCAAAGAAAAUGCAGGAGGAGUUGAGCGUGCAGAAUAAUGAUGCCGGGGCAAAGAAGACAGGGGAGACUACGAAUGCGAGUGAGGCAGAUAGAGCUUUAACUGUGGUUAUGAAGAAGCUGAGUAAGACCCUGAGCGUUCAAGCGACGGUGAACGAGCUGAUUACGGAGGCUGGCGAUGUGAGGAAUUUGGCCGUUCUGUACGGAGGUUGGGCGGCAUACGUAUGA
Molecule: messenger RNA, 8763 nt
Organism: Orbilia oligospora ATCC 24927
Lineage: Eukaryota; Fungi; Ascomycota; Orbiliomycetes; Orbiliales; Orbiliaceae
Exons: 8
Coding region: 1-8763 (2920 amino acids)
Biological process (GO): DNA repair
Molecular function (GO): protein serine/threonine kinase activity; protein binding
Source: RefSeq, a predicted model, not a curated record